Molecule: messenger RNA, 413 nt
Organism: Arvicanthis niloticus (Nile rat)
Lineage: Eukaryota; Metazoa; Chordata; Mammalia; Rodentia; Muridae
Source: RefSeq, a predicted model, not a curated record
CUUCCGGUUUCCCAGCAGGCCCCGCGCGGCGCCUGCGUGCUCUGUGACCUUUCCCAUUCUGUUGCAGAAUUUGGUGUUGCCUGUGGCCUUGGUUCUGCUGAGAUGCUUCAAACCUUCAUUAAAAAAGUCUGGGUCCCCAUGAAACCCUACUAUACCCAGGUUUACCAGGAGAUCUGGGUAGGAGUGGGGUUGAUGAGCCUCAUCCUUUAUAAAAUCCGGAGUGCUGAUAAAAGAAGUAAAGCUUUGAAAGGCUCCAGUCCUGCACCUGCCCAUGGCCAUCACUGACUGCUCCGAAUAUGAACACGUCAGCUAAACUGAAGCCAGCUGUGUUAGAUGGGAACACAGAACAUCACUGUACACUCACCUAGUACCGUUUAUAAUGUGGCAUUAAUAAAUGUGUUUGAGACGCCCCA